AUGGAGAUCAAACCCAGACAGCAGAAUUCUUGCAUGGCCGUCUCAAACAGGCCUUCCCUAUCCACCAACAAGAAUUCGCAGGCAAUAGCGAAAACGAAGCCCAAGAUACGCAUAAUUCACAUAUUUGCACCGGAGAUCAUCAAGACCGAUGUUGGCAACUUCCGAGAACUUGUGCAGAGGUUAACCGGAAAACCAUCUGCUGAAAAACGUGGUCAGAAGAUGCCAGCAGCGGCAGCACAUCAAGACGCAACGAGAUCGAAUGCCGGCGGCCUCACCUCCGACAAGCCUAUUAAAGUGGGCAGUAAGGGGCUGCACGACGAUUAUCAGUCAACCGUAGGGGAGAGACUGGUGAUGAAGGAGGAAGAAGAAGAAGAACAAGUUGGGGUUUGCAGGGAAGAAGCGUCUACAGGCGGCUACCUGGGUGGGUUUUCAGAUUUGGAAGGCUUUGUUUCUGAGUUUGCUCAAAUUCCCUUGCUUCCUCUGGAUGAUACUCACAUUCAUCAAGCCUAUGAACAACUUCAACUUUAA
Neltuma alba is the source of this 528-nucleotide messenger RNA. Its product is annotated as VQ motif-containing protein 25-like. The coding region runs from base 1 to 528 and encodes 175 amino acids. Gene Ontology annotation, cellular component: nucleus. NCBI's taxonomy places the organism in Eukaryota, Viridiplantae, Streptophyta, Magnoliopsida, Fabales, Fabaceae. The transcript has a single exon. The record is from RefSeq and is a predicted model, not a curated record.